AUGUUGACCUUCGGCCUAUCCAUCGCUCUCCUGGCCCUACAGGGUCCGGCAAUGGUUUCAGCUCAAGACUCCCACUCCACUGAGAAAGUGUGGGGAGUCUUUGCAUUUACUGUCUAUGGAGACAGCAAGCCAAGUGCACUCACCAGCUCUCGGACUUUGACCGACUAUGGAGCCAGCGAACUCGCUGCGGCGGCAUCGGCUUUCCGCUAUCGUUAUAUAUCAACCGUCGCAGGCUCCCAGACUGGAAUCCAGAACAUAUCCCCAAUCAUUUUGGACUCAAAUGACGUGGAUGUGCUCUCGACAACGGAGCAGAAUAUUGUUGGCUCCGCGCAAGCAUUCAUGCAGGGUCUAUACCCACCACUCGGAUCAAUGAACAUACCGAGUACCGAGAUUGCGAACGGAUCGUUUGCACAGGCGCCAUUGAACGGAUACCAAUAUCCUCGGAUCGUCACCGUUGGUGAGGGAGAUCCACAGUCUCUUUUGAUUGAAGGUCAUGCAAUGUGUGGCAUGUAUCACACCGCCGAGGAUGAAUACCGUAACAGCGACGAAGCCCAGGAUAUCACGCGAGACACAGAAGCCUUUUAUAGGAAACUGUGGAGACUGGCAUUAUCUGACGUCUACGACGCAUCUUCCGUAACUUAUACGAAUGCCGUUUCAAUCUCGGAAUAUUUGGAUUAUGAAGUUGUGCACAAUGACAGUUUGUUUGAAACUCUGAAUCAGGCCGACAUCCUCCGUGCUCGCUUGUUAGCGGACCAGUACCUAUGGAGCACAAACAGCCAACAAUCAUCUUCCAGUGGGUCUAUAAUCGGAGCAGCCAGUCCAAUUGCAGGGCAGACAUUGGCAUCGAGCAUUCUGGAAGCCUUUGAUCUGAACAUCCAGGAAAGUGGCACCCGGCAGAAGAUGACGCUGUUGUUCGGUGGCGAUGAGCCAGCUGUUGCCCUGUCGUCUGUGGUGGGACUCGCAAACCAACACCAAUCUAACUUCUUCUCCCGCCUGGUACGAGGUGGCUCGUUCGUUUUCGAGCUGUACAGCUUCGAGAACAGCAGCAACUUGUAUCCAUCAUACCCUGGAAUUGACAAUUUGUAUGUGAGAUUCUUGCUUCACAACGGGACCGACAAUACCACCGACUUCCAAGCGUAUUCUCUAUUUGGCCACGGUCCUAGCCAAAGCUCAAUCCCGUAUACUGAAUUCCACUCCGAGCUGGAGACAUUUGUCGUGGCCUCAACCCAGGAAUGGUGUCUCCGCUGUAACGCCGAAUCCGUGUUCUGCAAUGGAGUAUUCGACCAGACUGGAUCUCAGCCAUGGAAGAAGAACAAAGAAAUGGCUCCCGCUGUAGCCGGAGUCAUUGGUGCUGUUACAACUCUUGCUGUUGUUGGAUUUGCAGCAAUCAUUGUGUUUCUCAUGUGCGGUGCUCGUAAGCGCAACCCAAACAAAGGAAGUCUGGGAGGGUUCAAAGGCUCUGGUAAACUUGCCAGCGAUACCGAUGUGUCAUUCGGUGAACCCAUAUGGGGAAACUCCAAGGCCAACGAUACGCAAGCAUCCAUUGGUCUUGCUGCCGGAGUUGGUGUUGCUGUGCAGGGCCACGAAUGCACUGGAAGCUGGGAGAUGGGACCGGGAAAAAAAGAGAUUGAGGAUAUCCAGCCCGAUGGCAGGGAAUUGACUUCGCCUUUUGAGGAGCAUGAAGAGGAUUGUGAUAUGUACAAUGGUAUGCAGCCUGUGAAAGCCCGGGAGAGUGUAUAG
Molecule: messenger RNA, 1740 nt
Organism: Penicillium vulpinum
Lineage: Eukaryota; Fungi; Ascomycota; Eurotiomycetes; Eurotiales; Aspergillaceae
Exons: 1
Coding region: 1-1740 (579 amino acids)
Biological process (GO): dephosphorylation
Molecular function (GO): phosphatase activity
Source: RefSeq, a predicted model, not a curated record